Molecule: messenger RNA, 1280 nt
Organism: Ochlerotatus camptorhynchus
Lineage: Eukaryota; Metazoa; Arthropoda; Insecta; Diptera; Culicidae
Exons: 2
Coding region: 239-1126 (295 amino acids)
Source: RefSeq, a predicted model, not a curated record
CGCAUCAGCGUCUUCACCGCAGUGAAAGCUCCAUUUUCCUCGCCGUGAGCACUGACUCGCUGCUCAAAGUCCGCAAAAUUUGUUUAUGAGUGUGAGAUAUCCCGUUUCCCCGUGAAAAAUCUUUCGACGUUCACCAAUAAUAUUUACAUCGCCGCCCGUGGCCGCGACGACGGUGGGCGCUCUAGCCAGUGAACUCGACAAUAUUGAACAAGGGGCUCCUUCCAGUAGUUCCUCCGCCAUGGGGCCGCUGGACAAGCCAAAAAGCGCAUCCAACGAACAGAAAGAGGAACUAGUCAAAAUAUUCGAGGAGUACAAUCAACGACCUAAACAUGAAAGUUCCGAGACGGAUUACAAGGAGCGCCAGAGGUUUUGGAUAGAGGCUACACAUCGAUUGAACAACAUUCCCGGAGGAACGAUGAAAUCGACUGCUAAAUGGGUUAAAUACUGGGCUGAUGUGAUCAUUAAUCUAAAGCGGAAGUGCCGGUUGGUCGUUGAAGGUAGAUCGAAAAAGAUCGGUCCCAAUCCACUGGAGGUGCGAAUUCUAUCGGCAGCUAACAGUUACGAUAUUCUGGAUCAGUGGACCAAGUCCCUCGGAGCGGAAGGAAUGGUGACUAUCGAUGCAUCAAUGGUAAACGAUCACGAAGAAUACUUUCCGGACGAUAACGGAGUCCAGAAGGAAGAGAUCGUUAUUGAACAUUACUCCGAUGAUCCGCUGGAAGACGAAGAGUUCGUAGCCAGCUUUUCAAAACCCGUUGUCGUGAACGAACACAGCCAGGAGACGGUAACCACCGAACUGGAAAUUCGAAAACCGACCGCCGAAGAGCUCAAAAGCAUGGCCGUGCAUGCCGCAGUCACUACGACGGAGUAUGUGGAAAUGACCGCAUCGGCACUGGAGGGAACCAGCGAAUUUCUAAAGCCGAAAAUUAUUCGACCCAGCGACCAUGAACGGCUUCGGGAAGAUUUGAAACGAACAUCGGAGAAGUUGGAAUCCGUGAUGAAGAAGCGGCGGAUGGACGAUUCCAAGAUUGCCAUCGCCCAGGCGCUGACCAACAUGUCAGCCGCAAUGCUACAACUCUCGAAUGGACUCAACGAUCUGGCGAAUGCGCUCACGAAUGAUGCUUUUUAAUACGGGCGAGCGAUUUUUCUGUCGAUUAGUAGUAGUUCGAACGUAUCGAUGUGUUGUGAUACGUUUGCGAUUAUUCUAUUUUAUACUAGUUUUAGAUAACGAUCUAUUGUGUGGAAGACUACUUAUGUUGGAUAAAGCUAUAAGAUUAAUUGUA